Molecule: messenger RNA, 1166 nt
Organism: Ylistrum balloti
Lineage: Eukaryota; Metazoa; Mollusca; Bivalvia; Pectinida; Pectinidae
Product: CAAX prenyl protease 2-like
Exons: 9
Coding region: 1-870 (289 amino acids)
Biological process (GO): CAAX-box protein processing
Cellular component (GO): endoplasmic reticulum membrane
Molecular function (GO): metalloendopeptidase activity
Source: RefSeq, a predicted model, not a curated record
AUGGCGCCGAUCGUGUUCGUAGCGGUUGCGGGUUGGCAGUCGGUUCUGUUAUGCCUAUUAUUCGCAUGUAUAUACGUUGGUAGUUUGUAUAUUUGGACAGACGCUUUACAUAAAAACAGAGAUGAUCCAGUAACAAUAAAAAGAAGAUUUAUGAGUGUUGGUGUAAUAUCUGUCAUCAUUCCACUAUUACUAAGGUGUUUUGGAACUUACUCUGAGAAUGAAGAGGCUCAUGAAUUGCUGGUGUGGCUCGGUGUAAGGUUCCAUGGGUUCCUUCCAGCGUUACUGUUUCCAUUACUACUUACAAUGGUUCUGUUUAUGGGUCCUCUAGGUCUUCACUACAUGGACGGAGUGUUCCGAAUCUAUCUUGAACCAAGGUACUGGACCAACAGUUUGAAGAACUUAACCUGGAUCAGAAAUCAUAUCGUGGCUCCUUUUUCCGAAGAAUUCAUCUUCAGAGCAUGCAUGUUACCAUUACUAGUACCCAGCUUUGGUGAAGGAUAUUCUGUUUUCAUCUGUCCACUUUUCUUUGGAGUUGCACAUAUUCAUCACAUGAUUGACAGAGUAAUACAGGGACAACAGCCAGUAGGAGAUGCUGUCAAACAAACAGUCUUUCAGAUGUUUUAUACAACUUUGUUUGGAGCGUAUUCAGCUUUUCUAUUCUUAAGAACAGGUCACCUCAUUGCACCAGUGAUAGCCCACGCAUUCUGUAAUCACAUGGGAUUCCCCUCCUUCAAGGAAGCCCUCGGCUACCCAAAGCCAACACGUUCCAAAUUGGUGUUAUGUUUUAUCAUAGGCCUUUUGGCCUGGAUAGCCCUAGUGUUUCCAGUCACCUCACCAUUCUUGUAUGCCAAUGACGUCUACAGCUUAUAAUCUCUAGAAACUUUAUGUCUUUAAGGCAAUUUUUUGUUUUAAUUUUCGUAUCUGUUCUGUGUUAGAAUAUGACGGGGAAAAUGUGUUUAAAUGAGGUGGUUUAGAUUUUUCUAUAUUUUAAUGAUUUUUUUUUAUUGACAUCAAAUAUGUUACGUAGUUGUGUUAUGACAUAUUUUGUCAAAUGCUGCUAUUAUGUGAAAAUUAUAUUAAUGAGGACUUUUUGGCAUUUUUUAAGAAAUAAUCACUUACAGAGAUCUAUUGCAUGGUUAAUAUUUUUCCUUUUAACUUUACUUAUA